Messenger RNA from Triplophysa rosa, 4522 nucleotides. It is a transcript of the gene heg1, whose product is annotated as heart development protein with EGF-like domains 1. Gene Ontology annotation, biological process: heart development. Gene Ontology annotation, molecular function: calcium ion binding. NCBI's taxonomy places the organism in Eukaryota, Metazoa, Chordata, Actinopteri, Cypriniformes, Nemacheilidae. The coding region runs from base 234 to 3209 and encodes 991 amino acids. The record is from RefSeq and is a predicted model, not a curated record. The transcript has 13 exons.
UCAUCCUGAGGAAUGGGGUGGAAACCGCUAUCGCCUGCCCGAGGGGAGGAGUCACCCCUUGCUCCUGUUUCUCACUCAAUGCCCGAAAUAAAACCGCUUCUUACCCGUCAGCUCCAACUUUAAAACCCUCAUAAGACGUUUUAAAAUGGGAAACUGUUAAAGAGACUUUCCGAUGGUGACCCUGACGGCUUUGGUGUGUUAUUUCAUAGGAAGUACGCCCGGUCGCCUUUACGAUGGAAACGUGUGCACGGAGACGCGCUCAACGUGUGGCGGUCACGGUGUUUUUGCUCGUCCUAAACGCCGCGAUUGUUGAAAGUUUUUCAACAGAUGCGGACACCGAUAUUCCAUUGAUUACCGAAUCGUUUCCUGCUCGAACGACUGGUUUGAAACAAACGACCACUUGGCCGGACAGGGGGGCAGCUGCGACGACUGUGGACCUGGAGGAGAUGACGGACGUUCCCGCCAGUGUGUCGAUAACAGGAGCGCGAGCUGACAAACUAUCACAAGCUUUCCACAUCUCCACAAAUACAGCGGACUGGACAACUCGGAAGACCUCAGAUGAUCCCACUGGACUGCUACUAUCCAACCAUGAGCUCACCCAUAAUGCUACUGCCCAAUGGGAGGGUCCGUCUGAAGCAUCCUAUGGCAGCAGUUCUUUUCCAGCCCUCACAGAGAAACACCAGCUUGUGACGGAGACCCGGACAGUGCGAGAUAUUCCUGUAACGGACCAAAGAAAGCAUUAUGCCGACACGGACAGCACUGAUUCUCUUUCUCACACCGAUAGCACCUACGUCUCCACCACCAGCCGAGUUGGAGAGCGCACCCUGCUCUCUGUGACUUCUAACAGCACCUCUCUAUACACGAAUGACUCGGACACAUCUGAGACUGUCUCACAAACGUUAAGCUGGGAGGAGGGGACGUCAGGUACCACCCAGGGAAGAGAAAAAAACGUCAGUGUUGUAUCUGCAACAUCUGAUCAAACUGAGCUCACAUCUGAAGAUCAUAGUCGGACCAAUGCAACUCAGGGCCAGUUUACAGAGACCGAGGGGCCAAGGGUGUUUCAAGGCACUGAAUCACAGACGAGACAACCUUUUGUGACACGACAGAGGUUUGAGCAAGGUGACAACCCAAAUUCCACACUACCUUUCACAGUGACUGACAAUGGUAAAGCUGAAACGGAUUUUACGUAUGUAAGCAGUGAGACGUCUUACACAGAAACCAGUUACUCUGUGUCUUCAACGCCUCCUUUUACCACUGGUGAACACAAUGUCUCCAGUACAUCCCAGCAGAACCGUGAGACCACAGUGACUGAUUCUAUGGACACCGGAGCUUCUACAGAGUUCUCGACUGGAUCUGUCAGCUCCAGCGGCCGUGAGGAACCCAAAGGUCCUCCAACCCGUACAAUGGAGGAUACUACCAUUCAGGUCUUAACCACUGCACCCCCAGCAUUUCUGGAUGUAUCCACCACAACCGAUGACUUGUUUUCCAGGUUCCCCACUCGACAGUCACCCUACAUUCCCAAAUCUGAUGAUCCGACCAACACUGAGGUGGUGUCAACAUCUGCUGUCCCGGCAACUCAGAGGCCACAAAUUACAGAAGAAGCCACUUACGAGACAUCUACUUUUAACAUAUCCACCAGCACUACCGUGACUGCUCCUGUCACCACACAUCAGCUCCAGCCAAGCACCACCCCACCGGCUGAAACAGAGCACACUACACUUGCUACCACCAACACCGUCCAGAUGCUGGAGACGACAGCAUCUUCCACAACCAAGUGUCUGCCUACCUCUCCUACUGGAAAAACACAGGCGCCCAGUACAUCCGGCUCCGCUGAUGUCACCACCUUGCACUUAGAAACCAGCACAGCCACGCCAGGGAACACGACGGCGCACUACAGACACGCAACGACACCCUAUAGCAAAAUCACUCCGACCAGGGGCACUGUGGUUUUUACCACCAGGAGUCACACAGACAAAGGAACCACAGAGAUGGGAGUGACAACCACACAUAUGCCAAUAAGGACAACCCCAUCACCAGGUCCUGUGUGUGGGCCUGACACUUGUGCUAAUGGAGGCCACUGUGUUAGAACGGCCGAGGGAAGUUAUCACUGUCAGUGUCUGCCUGCAUGGACUGGACCCUCCUGUACUGUGGACGUGGAUGAGUGUGUCAAUAGUCCGUGUCCCCACGGUUCAGUGUGCGUCAACACAGGUGGCUCUUUCAGCUGUGAAUGUGCCCUGGGCUUUGACCUGGAGGAUGGCCGCAGCUGUACCCAAGUGAAGACAUUUUUGGGCACCUUCACAGUCAACAACUCCAUGCACCUCAGAAGCUCAAAUCUACAUGAGCUGCACAGAGAGAUCCUACAGCUGCUCAAUGCCUCUCUCUCCAUCUUCCACGGUUACAGACGUUCUAUCUUGAGUAAAAAAGAUGGAGACCUCGUGCAGAUCUCAGCUGUGAACAUGUUUUCACUCUCUGCCAACGUAACCAGCACUGACAUCGACAACAGCAUCCAGAUGUCCCUGAGCAACUGCAGCCGGACAUACUCGCACUGUACCAUAAAACUUCAGCACCAGCUGUCCUAUCACGUGGAGAGCUUGUGCUUGACCCAGAAGACAAAGUGUGAUCCUCAGUACUCUGUGUGCUCGGAUGUUAGCGGCACACCGUCCUGCCAGUGCCUUCCAGGAUACUUCAAAAAGAACCCAGGGGACAUGACCUGCAGAGACUGUGGAGAUGGACUUAAGCUUGUAAAUGGAAAAUGUGUUGAGUGCAUGUUUGGAUUUGGAGGAUUCAACUGCAGUAAUUUCUAUAAGUUGAUAGCUGUGGUGGUGUCUCCUGCCGGUGGAGCUCUGCUCUUAAUUGUCAUCAUUGCUCUUAUAGUCACCUGCUGCAGAAAGGACAAAAACGACAUCAAUAAAAUCAUCUUCAAAAGCGGAGACCUUCAGAUGUCGCCCUACGCAGAGUUUCCUAAGAGUAACCGUGUGUCUAUGGAGUGGGGCAGAGAGACCAUAGAGAUGCAAGAGAACGGCAGCACCAAAAAUCUCCUGCAAAUGACUGACAUCUACUAUUCGCCUGCAUUGAGAAACGCAGACUUGGAGCGAAACGGUCUGUAUCCGUUUUCCGGACUUCCUGGCUCAUGGCAUUCCUGCAUCUACCCUGCCUCGUGGAAUCCUUCCUUCAUAAGCGAUGAUUCACGGCGGAGAGACUACUUUUGAUGGCUUUCUGAUGCUGCAUACAAACUCUCAGCGUGGUUUGACCUGUCACAGAUGUAAAGACUGACCACUAAAUGGGCCUUUGAAUGUGAAAAUGAGCUGGCAGGAAAAGACAAUUAUCUGUGUGCGGAUGAGCGCACCGAGAGCUCUUCCGAGGUCAAAUUAGCAUUUGCCCACACAGGACCACAAUGAAACUGUCGUUUCUGGUGUGGAGCUGAUGAGUACAAACAAUGAGAUUUCAUUUAUUUGUUCUCAUGGCACCCAGCAAAGCAUUUGUUCUUCAGUAAGAAUCUGUGAAUUUAGCUUUGAUUGGUGUCGAACAACACAAGAUGACUGAGCUGCAGUAUCACUUUUAUGAAGUAAAAGUUUGCACUAUGAACUCCUCACACAGAUGUCAAAUGGAGGAAGCCAUAAAUGUAUUUAUAUGUUAAAUAUCCUACUGGUUUGUUAAGAUGUUAUGGUUGAAUGUGUGAGGAGAUAUUCGGAUGGGUGUUUGGAAUAGUUCACCCAAAAAUGAAAAUUCUGUCAUCUUUUACUCACCGCUUUUCUUUCUUUCCGUGAAACACAAAUGGAGAUUGUUUUUAGCAGAAUGUCCAAGCUGCUGCUUGACAUACAAUGAAAGUGAAUAGUGACCAAGGUCAGUCAAGAUUUCCACGGCGAGUACAACCGAAUUUCACUCCGUUCAUAUUGAUUUAUAUAAACUGAUGUUGUGUAUGUGUUGCAUUGACUACUUUUGUGAUGCACUGGUGAUGAGCUUGACAUCCUCUGGUGUCCAUCCACUUUUAUUGCAUGUUAUACAAACAGAAAGUCAAAUGGGAAGUAAAUGAUGACACAUUUUUUGUGAACUUUUCUGUAAAGCUUUGUAGUAGUGGGAGUCACGCUGGAGAAACCUGUGUAAAAGCUGGUAAGAUUUUGAUACACAAUAUUACUGAAUGCAUGUUCAUAAGAAAUGUAGCAAGAAUCAUAGUAAUAAUCAUAAAACACAAUGCUGCCUUGUUUUUUUAUAAUUUAUUCUAUUUAAGUUUUCCUUUCCAGGAUACUGUAGUAUUACCUGAGGACCUUCCAUAAACCCUCAGUGAAUAUAUGAUUUUAUGAAUGCUUAAUGGUGCAUAAGAGAAUGAGCAUCACCUGGUGACAGGUGUCCAUUUUACCUAACCUGUUUUUAUCAUGAGAUGUGCUAUAUUUUUAAUCGUUCAUAUCACGCUUCUUUGCAGUACUAUUUUUCCCGUCCUCUGUGGAUGGUCACUUGAAUCUGGCGUUGUAGUCAGACUUGUAUUUUAAAAUAAAAGAAAUGUUUGAUUUCUAAUGUUAAUGUU